GGUCAAAUAAUCGCAAGUCGCACGCCAGUCGCCCGGUUCCUCUUUCCUUUCCCUCUCUAUUAUCGUUCUUAUUUAAAAUCUAAAUACAGCUGCCGCCACUGCCGUCAAAACUCACAACCACGGCCCCACCGCUCUCCACUCGCCGGCAAAUCACGGCACCGCUCAUACAAAAUUGACAAAAGGCGAAUCCAUCAACAUGGAUAGGAUCAGUUACUUACCGGACACUAUUCUUUGCGACAUUCUCUCAUACCUCCCAACAAAACAAGCUGUAUCCACCAGCAUCCUCGGUCGCAGGUGGCGCCAUGUUUGGGAGAAUCUCCAAGUCCUUGACAUAGAUGAUAGAUCCUUUUGGUCCUCUGGGGAAGCCAGCUUUGAUUCUUUUGUCAAUGCUAUUCUAGCUCUGCGCAAUGCAGAUUCGUAUCCCAUCGAAAAGUUCCGCCUCACUUGCGAAAAAUUUGAAGAGGAUGCCAUCUCAACAUGGCUUAAUGCCGUCAUUGGGCCCCGUCUUCAGGAACUAGAUCUCAGCCUUAAAGUAAAUGUAAUGUUUGGAAUCAACUUGCCUAAAGCCAUAUUCACGUGUACAUCACUUAAGUCCCUUGUUUUGCAAGGUGAUAUUUCAUUGUAUUAUGGUCCAGAGUUUCCAGAUGUAUAUCUGCCAUCCCUCAAGAACCUAGAGUUGAAUAUUUCCCGUGUGGACAACAAGUUUUUAUCUGGCUGUCCUGUUCUUGAAAAUCUUAAGCUCAUUCUACAAGGUUAUGUUUAUAUACCUACAAUUCAGAUGCCCCAGACAUUGAAGAGUUUAACCUUUGAAGAUUACUCUAUCGUGUGUGAUGAGAUUAACCAUCGUGUGAUAGACACACCAUCUCUUGAAUACCUCCAUGUGAAAAUAGUGACGCCGGUGUUUUCUGAGCUACAGAUUUCGGUUAGCCAUUUUCCCAACAUGGUGGAGGCACAUGUUGAUAUUCGUGAAGAACACAAACUUGAUGAACAUGUCUGUUGGGUGCCCAUGCUUCUCCAGGCACUUCGUGAAACAAAGUUGUUGGCACUGAAACCUUACACAACACGGUGCUUAUUUAGUGCUCCAGCUUUCAAGUUUCCAGAAUUUCACCGUUUGCUCAAUCUAGAGCUUGAUAUUCCAUUUUUCAACACAAACUUCCUGCUAAACUUCCUUCACAGCUGUCAUGUACUUGAAGCUCUCGUAAUUCGUAUUUGGGAGGAAGUCUAUGUCCGCACCAUGGACUAUAAUGGACCAACACCACCAACCAUGGUUCCCAGUUGUGUGACAUCACAUCUCAAGAGUUUUGAGUUUAGAGAAUAUCAAAAUGCUGCAGAUGAAUAUGAAUUUGUUGCAUAUCUUUUACAAGCAGGACUUGUUUUGAAGACAGUGACAAUUCAUCUUAAAUCUGGUUUUGACCGAGAGACAAAGUACAAUAUUGUCAGGGGUUUAUCUGUUAUACCGAGGGGCUCUACAAUAUGUCAGCUAAAUUUUCAUUGAUCAAAAUCCCAUUUAACAUGGAUGAUGGCAUCUCUACUCUCUGGGAAACCUGCCAAACGUUUGCUUGUUUUAUGGUUAUAUUCACAAAACAUGUGGGCUGCUAUUUAACCGUGUUGCUAGAUUAAACCACUCUAUACCCACCAGCGUCCUGUCUCGCAGGUGGCGCUGCCUCUGGAAGGAGCUCCCGGUCUUGGACAACUAGAGUUGUUUGUUUUGACCAAAAUGAUAGUUAAAUGCUUACAUUUGAUUUUCUUCUGUUGACCUAUUCGAUAUGGUAAUUACAAGGAUGUAAAAUUGAUUAAACCUCAUAAAAUCUAUGUCUAGCCGUCUAGGUACAUUAUUCUUCAAGGACUCAAAUGAAAAAGAAUAGCUAAAAAUUUUAACCUGCGGUAGCAGACCCAGUAAUUUGAGACAUAUAUUCAUGAAUUUGACAAAUGUUAUUUAUAUUUGGCAAAA
Messenger RNA from Arachis ipaensis, 1951 nucleotides. RefSeq names its product putative FBD-associated F-box protein At5g56440. Gene Ontology annotation, molecular function: protein binding. Lineage: Eukaryota; Viridiplantae; Streptophyta; Magnoliopsida; Fabales; Fabaceae. The record is from RefSeq and is a predicted model, not a curated record.